Messenger RNA from Cylas formicarius (sweet potato weevil), 1334 nucleotides. RefSeq names its product transcription factor A, mitochondrial-like. NCBI's taxonomy places the organism in Eukaryota, Metazoa, Arthropoda, Insecta, Coleoptera, Brentidae. The coding region runs from base 281 to 1072 and encodes 263 amino acids. The transcript is spliced from 2 exons. The record is from RefSeq and is a predicted model, not a curated record. Gene Ontology annotation, molecular function: transcription cis-regulatory region binding.
AUACCGCCAAGUGUUUAAGAAGAUGAAUUGUUUUUUUUAUUGUGUUUUCUCUAUAGUUUUGUUAUACCCAAUAAUAAUAGAAAGAAACUGUAGAGGAUAUUUUAGCAUCCAUAAUUUUAACUUUGAAUCUAUAAGGCAAGCUCCAUUUUGGAAAUCGCCCAUUAGAUGAUGGUUGCGUUGGUUACGUCAAUGCCAUUACCGUCUUACUUCCCUGCUUUCUAUGCAGUUAACCUAUCUUAAGUUUGGCGUUAUUUUUUGUAUUAGUUAACUUUUAGUUAAAAUGGCCUGUUACUUUAGAAGUUUUCACUUUCUCGGCGGUGGUAAAUUGUUUUUAAAUAACGGCUGCGCUUUCAAGCAGAGCGUGAUGGGGCUUCGCAGAGCAACGAAAGAGAAAUUGGAAAAUUUGCAUUUGCCGGAUAAACCAAAGAGACCCACGACGCCUUACCUGAAAUUUAUUAACGAACACCGCGCGAUCGUCAAAGAAGAAAACCCGGAGUUCAAACCCACGGAGGUCGUAAAAAAGUGCGCCCAAUUGUGGAACAGUAGCAGCAGUUCCGUGAGAGAAAAAUAUAUGCAAACGUUCAAGGAAGAAUUAAAACAGUAUACGGCGAAGGUAAAGACUUAUUCUGCGAGCCUCACGGAGGAGCAACAGCAGUUGUUGAAAGAAAUCGAAAAGGAAAAGAAACACGAUAAGCAGCGGCGCCUUCAAAGGCAAUUGUUUAGGGAAAGCAAUAAGCCGAAAAAACCCCAGACUCCCUACAAUUUAUUUUUGUCUGAGAAGAGCAAGAUGACGAACAAAAGUAUCAAAGUGUUGAUGUCCGAAUUGAAAGGGGAAUGGGCCCAAUUGCCCGAUAGAGAAAAGGACAAAUAUCAGUUUCAGUAUCUUAAAGAGAAAGAACGUUAUGAGAGAGAGAUAGCCGCAUGGGAGGAAAAAAUGCUCAGAGAAGGUAGGUCGGAUAUGGUUAGGGUCAAAACUUUGGAAGCAAAGACAUUAUCUGGCCAAAGAAAGGAAGGUAGGGAAGACAACACUCACAAAUCGUCAGGCUCUUCCAAAAUGAAAGCCCCCGAAUAGGGAGACGAGUGUCUUUGCCCGAAAACUUUGUCCACCUCUGCGGGUGAAGGCACAAUAUUUGAUGCUGACGCAAAGGACGGUGAGUCACAAACAAAAUCGCCAUUUGUGUCAAAAUUGAAUAAUCGGAUAGGACGAGAGGUGGAUGAUCAUGAAGACCAGCCAAAGUCGAGAAGUAUCCUGCGAAAAUUGCGGACAAUUUUUAGGUUUUGAGAGUGUUUGAUUUUAUUUUACUUUAUUUGUAAGAACAAUUAUUUUUAAGUAU